Vitis riparia (riverbank grape) is the source of this 614-nucleotide messenger RNA. RefSeq names its product acetyltransferase At1g77540. NCBI's taxonomy places the organism in Eukaryota, Viridiplantae, Streptophyta, Magnoliopsida, Vitales, Vitaceae. The transcript has 2 exons. The record is from RefSeq and is a predicted model, not a curated record. The coding region runs from base 19 to 354 and encodes 111 amino acids.
AGACAGAGGGAGAGAGACAUGGCAACAAGCAGAACACGCGGGGAAGGGUCAGAGGAGCCAAAGGUGUUAUGGAACGAGACCCAACAUAGGUUUGAAACAGAAGACAAGAAAGCAUACCUAGAGUACGUGUUGAGGGAUGGGGGCAAAGUCAUGGACAUACUACACACCUUCGUUCCAUCUUCCAAGAGAGGCUUGGGCUUGGCUUCUCACCUCUGCGUUGCUGCCUUCAAUCACGCCAAAUCCCAUUCCUUGUCUGUCAUUCCCUCCUGUUCCUACGUGUCUGACACUUUUCUUCCGCGGAACCCAUCUUGGAACUCUCUUGUUUACUCAGAAGAGCCCAAAUCUAGUAUGUAAAAAUUUCAGCCUUUGACAUGCUAUUGAAGAUGUUUGUAAACUCAAGUGGAGGUUGUGAAGCAUUAUCUGUUGUCAACAUAAAUUAGUUUCUCUCAUUUGCAAAUACUCCUCUUCCGAGGGAGAUAUAUUUUCUGCCUCAAUCAUCCAGCAAAUAAUAUAUCAAGUCAUAAGUCUUUUCUUUGAGACUAUUGGAGUUUCACUCUCCUCCACUUGUGAUAAUAAUGGUAUAAUGGUAUGGGCUUCACUUAACGCCUUGUUUG